UAAUACCGAACAGGGGCGGACUGACAACUCAUGGGGCCCCCAAGCAAUAGGGGAUCAUGGGGCCCCUGGUCAGUAGGGGGCCCCAUGAGAUGCCCCUGGUACCUUACAUUGGCUUUUUCAUAGGCUUUUUUGGGUGUGGGCGAGGACACAGGGGCCCCAUGAUCCCCUAUUGCCUGGGGGCCCCAUGAGUUGUCAGUCCGCCCCUGGCGAGGUACCAUCCUCCCAUGUAUGAUCAAGGCUAAGAAAGAUCCUAGAACCCUCAAUUAAGUAUCCGUAUGAGAGGUAUGAGAGAAGUU
Staurois parvus is the source of this 296-nucleotide messenger RNA. The record is from the annotation of a GenBank genome assembly. NCBI's taxonomy places the organism in Eukaryota, Metazoa, Chordata, Amphibia, Anura, Ranidae.